CCGGCUCCAACGCAUCACUCAAGUCUUGGGACCCCAAACUGAGCCCGUGACUGAGCACUAUGGGGAGUGGGCGAUGGGGUUUGAUCCCCUUCCCUUCCCCUCUUAUGGCUGAUUUUGACCCGCUCACCGACACCAGAGCCUUUCGUUUCCCUCUCUGCAGUGGACACCGAGAAAGAGCACUUUGAAGCUGCAAUGGCAGACACAAACCAUAUACUGCAGUCCUCACAAACUUUGCCAGAUGCAAAACAUAAAGGUUCUGAAGGGAAGAGCUUCCCUGUCAGCAAAUCUGUUGACUCUGUGAUACAGGCAGACGAGAGUUACAGAAUGGAUCAUGCAGAAAUGGGGCUGUGUAUCUUGGUCAACAAUAAAAACUUUCAUCCUGCUACUGAAAUGGCAUAUCGAUCCGGUACCGAUGCAGAUGCUGCGCGUGUGGUAGAAACUUUCAGGAUCCUGGGUUAUACUGUCAAGCCUUAUAAUGAUCUUACAUGCAAACAGAUGGUUGAUGUUCUGCAAAAAGUUUCCAAGGACGAUCACAGCAAGAAAAAUGGCUUUGCCUGUGUCUUGCUAAGCCAUGGAGAGGAUGGCCUAAUCUAUGGUACAGAUGGCCCCUUGGAGCUAAAAAUGCUAACAAGCCUGUUCAGAGGAGACAGAUGCAAAAGCUUGGCAGGAAAGCCAAAGUUUUUCUUUAUUCAGGCUUGUAGAGGAACUGACCUUGAUUCUGGAAUUGAAACUGACAGUGGACCAGAGGAAAACAUAUGCCAGAAAAUACCUGUGGAAGCAGAUUUCUUAUAUGCAUAUUCCACUGCUCCAGGUUACUAUUCUUGGAGAAACUCAUCGGAUGGUUCCUGGUUUAUACAGUCUCUGUGCAUGAUGUUGAAACAGUAUGCUAAAACACUUGAAAUUAUGCAGAUUUUAACACGUGUAAAUCGAAAAGUUGCAGAAUUCAGUUCUUGCUCAAACCGGGUGGACUUCCACGGGAAAAAGCAGAUCCCCUGUAUCGUGUCCAUGCUGACAAAAGAUUUUUACUUUCCUCACUAAAGAGGCUUGCCUUGUGAUGCGAAAUCUAACAGAAAAGAAAGCACCUGAUGCCAUUUUAAAAUCUGAGCUGGCACUCAGACUCUUGUGCCUAGGCUGAAUGAAAAAAGCUUUGAGAUCUAGAUAAUGUCCAACAUUUUUACCACUGGAACUCUGAGAUGUUUUGCUAGAGUUCAGAAACUCGGAAUUGGGAAAUGAAAAUAUGUAGAUUUGAAGCAGUGGAUUAAAUAAAUGGUAGAAACAGAUCAAAUAACAUAUCAUGUGAUAGCAGUUUUACUCUGACAGCAAUAAGAGCAAGAAAAAUUGUGACACUUUCAGGACAACCUGAUUAAUUUUGGUCACAACGUUGCAUUUCAAUCCUAGGAGAUAAAAGAAAUAAGGCCAAGGCCGAUGUGCAAAACAGGUAAAAUAUAUAUUAUUACUCAUAUAAAAAUGCUUUUGCAUGCCUCCCAAGAGGCUUCUUCAGAAGAAUCUAUAAGAAACCUCUUGGUCAAAAAGCAUAGAAACUAUCUGAGCAACAAAAUGUAUUUUUAACUAUUCAGCAUGAUCAGUAUUGGCCUUAUUUUUUAUCUCUAGUUACUGGUGCUGUCUUUUUAUUUCUCCUUGCAUCCUACUCCUAAAUGUGUUUACCUGGGUGUGAAGCUCAUAGAUAUAGUGGAUUUUUGUGAAGUGAACAUGGUAACUUAGGUGUGUAAAGUACUGGCUUUCAUAUGCAAUCAUGUAGCAGAACCAAACUUUUGAGAGAUUUCACCAUCAGUUUGGCUGUCAACAAUCAAAGGCCAAGUUAAAGGUUCUCAGACCACUUUGGACUUAGUGUGCUGUUUAUAUGUUGGGACUUCUGCACUUAAAUAAGGGGUAUGCAUAUAAGAAAAUUUGUUCUUACUUUUACUAGGUAAAUGUAAAACUUUAUAUUCAUUGUCAUUUCAAAUGGCAAAUUCUUUUUUUCUAAAAUAGUCUAGAUUUAGGGAUUUUGUGUAUGUGGUGUUUUCAUGCAUAGAGCAGAUUUCAAAUGCUUGUGUUAAGAUCUUGUGGUUCUUAAUUGAUAGCAAAUCAAAUAUAAACAAAAGUGGUAUGUGAACAAUGUAUGGCCCCUGAAUCUGACUUUUGAGUUGUAGCAUGUUUAAGAAUACUAGAAUAGGAGGAAUAGUGUAUAGUAGAAUUUCACUUGGAGAUUAAAUUACAUUUCUCUUCAGGCACUGAUGAGAACCUCUAUGUGCUAUUUAUCUGUGCCAGUGAGGUCAGCUCCCACCCUGAGUUUGAUUGCUUGCAAUGUUCAGAAAAAAAGAACAGACUUUUUCCACAGGACAUUCAAGUUAACUGUUUCUGAGGCUGUAAUAUUUCGCUGUGAUCCAUAGUGGAGACAAAGGGAUGGGUCUUAUGAAUCUGCUCCACCAACAGUGAAGCCUUCCUCCUGUAGAGGAAGUAUGUUAAGCUGGAAGUUAAUGAAACGUAUAAAGACAAAUUAUUCACACUAACAAGGUUCCAUCAUCAGUUGGCGUGGAUGUCUAAAGGCACAAUCUUAGUCCAGCUGCUUUUACAUAGCAACAUGACAUGAAUGUUUAGGUUUGGGGAAGGCCAUUCAGUUGGCUAGAAGUGUUUCUGGACAAAAACCAUAUGCCUCCUUGUCACCCUCCUUAACUGCUCACUGGUACUGUAAGAGUGCAAGAGUAACCAUAACUUUUCAGUUAAUAUUACUUAAUAAAUGUUUAUUCUUUUGAACCAUGGUCAUGCCAAAAACCAAAGUUUAAAAAAUGGUAGAAGGCCAAAUUUGAAAUCAUUACUAUACAGAAAAGACCAUUUCAAUGUGUAUAACAAGCAGUGCCUGUAGUAUGAUUGUAUCAUUUCACAUUGAGUUUAUUUGAAAAAUUCUUUGUUACUCAUAUUUAAUAACUUACGUUUGUGUCUGAUUGUAAUCUUCACAUGAGAAGCUAAUAAAUCAUGUGCAUUGUUUUAA
This is a messenger RNA of Sphaerodactylus townsendi, 2989 nucleotides long. RefSeq names its product caspase 3 (gene CASP3). The record is from RefSeq and is a predicted model, not a curated record. Gene Ontology annotation, cellular component: cytoplasm. The coding region runs from base 193 to 1038 and encodes 281 amino acids. The transcript has 7 exons. NCBI's taxonomy places the organism in Eukaryota, Metazoa, Chordata, Lepidosauria, Squamata, Sphaerodactylidae. Gene Ontology annotation, biological process: apoptotic process; keratinocyte differentiation; proteolysis.